AUGUGGUUAAAAGGGAAGCAUGUACUUGAUGGUGCAGACGGCCUUUGGAGGAUACACGAUUCAAUUUAUGAUUUGAGUGAUUUUAUUUCUUCACAUCCCGGUGGACCCCAAUGGAUAUCUAUUACAAAGGGUACAGAUAUAACGGAAGCAUUCGAAACACAUCAUCUACACGGUGUUGCUGAAACUUUACUACCAAAAUAUUUCGUAAAGAAAGCGGAUUCGCUUAGAAAUUCUCCUUUUACUUUUAAAGAAGAGGGAUUUUAUAAGACUCUUAAAACUAAAGUUCAAAGUAAGCUUCCGGAAAUUCCAAAAAAUGUUCGAAGAAAGAGUGACGUGAUCAUCGACUCACUGUUUUUAGCACUUCUUAUUACAAGUCCAAUAUGCUCGUGGUUAUGGACUAAGAACUUAAGUUUAGGUGGAAUCCUAACGAUUGUCGUUAGUUUCAUUCUUAGUGGGCUCUCUACAGCAGCCCAUAACUACUUUCAUCGUGGAGACAAUUGGCGAAUGUAUCUUUUUAAUAUAAUGGGAUUCUCGUACGAAGAUUGGAGAAUAUCACAUGCAUUGUCCCAUCAUUUGCAUACAAAUACAAUAAAUGAUUUAGAGAUAAGCAUGCUUGAGCCGUUUCUACAAUAUUUACCAUCUAGGGAAAAACCAAUUUGGGCUCAAAUGGCUAUUUUUUAUUACCCAUUUAUAUUUGCAGCAUCGCCUAUUGGACUUCUUGUAAUGGAAUUGUUUACUGCUAUAAAGGAUAAGGAUAGUAAGAAUUUAAAAUGGGCAAAUCUCAUACAAUUUUUUUUGCCGGCGUGGAUGUGGAUGCUCGGUGGUUUGUCAUUGCCGUGGACAAUACUCUUAUGGAUUGUCAUUCUUCUUAUUGCCAGCUACAUCUUCAUGAUGUUUGGUCUGACAGCCGGGCACCACUCACAUCAAAACUUCUUUGAUGGAGACAUACCAAGAGACAUGUAUUAUGACUGGGGUCUUCAUCAAUUGGACACUUUAGUUGAGAGAGUUGAGUACGAUGACAACCAUUUUAAAUCACUUACACGGUUUGGAUAUCAUGCACUUCAUCAUUAUUUUCCAACGUUGGAUCAUGCGGAAUUGAAAUAUCUUUAUCCUACCUUUCUUGAGCACUGCGAGAAAUUUGGAGUUGAAUUUCGAACAUCCACAUAUUAUAAAUCGUUUAUCAGUCAUAGUAAGCAAUUAUUAAGGAAACGCCUCAACAAUUUUAAAGAAAAAAAAACUUUGUAA
Messenger RNA from Parnassius apollo (apollo), 1245 nucleotides. Lineage: Eukaryota; Metazoa; Arthropoda; Insecta; Lepidoptera; Papilionidae. The record is from the annotation of a GenBank genome assembly.